CCCGCCGGUCUCGGCGGCCGCCCAUUGGCUGUCGGGGGGGGCGGGGGGCGUGUCCCGGCUUGGCGCCGGCCAAUGGGCGCUGUGUGUGGCGGCGUCGCCAUGGCGACGGGGCCGUUCCCGGGGAGGCCGUGAUGGGUUGACAGGUGCGUGACAGUCGGCGCCUCUCGGCAGGCAGCAUGUACGGCAAAGGCAAGAGCAACAGCAGCGUCCCGUCCGACGGGCAGGCCCGGGAGAAAUUAGCGCUGUACGUAUAUGAGUAUCUGCUCCAUGUAGGAGCACAGAAAUCAGCGCAGACAUUUUUAUCAGAGAUAAGAUGGGAAAAAAACAUCACACUGGGGGAGCCCCCAGGAUUCUUGCACUCCUGGUGGUGUGUAUUUUGGGAUCUCUACUGUGCAGCUCCAGAAAGACGAGAAACAUGUGAACAUUCAAGUGAAGCAAAAGCCUUUCAUGACUAUAGUGCUGCAGCAGCUCCCAGUCCAGUGCUAGGAAACAUUCCCCCAGGAGAUGGCAUGCCAGUAGGUCCUGUACCACCGGGUUUUUUUCAGCCUUUCAUGUCCCCUCGGUACCCCGGAGGUCCAAGACCACCCUUAAGAAUACCCAAUCAGGCACUUGGAGGUGUCCCAGGAAGUCAGCCAUUAUUGCCUAGCGGGAUGGACCCAACACGGCAGCAAGGGCAUCCUAACAUGGGUGGGCCAAUGCAGAGAAUGACUCCUCCAAGAGGAAUGGUUCCUUUAGGACCACAGUCUGACCCUUGGUUAUCAUUGCAGAACUAUGGAGGUGCAAUGAGACCCCCACUGAAUGCUUUAGGUGGCCCGGGGAUGCCUGGAAUGAACAUGGGCCCUGGGGGUGGUAGACCUUGGCCAAACCCAACCAAUGCCAAUUCUAUACCUUAUUCUUCAGCAUCUCCUGGGAACUAUGUAGGUCCCCCAGGUGGUGGAGGGCCACCAGGAACACCUAUCAUGCCUAGUCCAGCAGAUUCAACCAACUCUGGAGACAACAUGUACACUUUAAUGAAUGCAGUACCACCUGGACCCAACAGACCUAAUUUUCCAAUGGGGCCAGGGUCAGAUGGACCUAUGAGUGGACUGGGUGGAAUGGAUUCACAUCAUAUGAAUGGAUCAUUAGGCUCAGGAGACAUGGACAGUAUUUCCAAAAACUCUCCCAGUAAUAUGAGCAUGAGUAAUCAGCCUGGCACUCCCAGAGAUGACGGUGAGAUGGGUGGAAACUUCCUAAACCCUUUUCAGAGUGAGAGUUACUCCCCUAGCAUGACAAUGAGUGUGUGAUCCGUUAACAAGUCUCGUCAUGAAGACCACAGUGAGUUGGCCCUCUUCAGAGAGUUACUGCAGAAGAAAAUUAUUCGUCCCAGUGUACAGUUUAACAAAAGGAUCUCAAACACAAUCAGACCCACAUUUUUUUUUCCUGCCAUCUCCCCUGUUUUGUCAAGAAAGUGGGUCCCAAACAUGAUUGAGAUAACCAUAAAGAGUGGCAAAACAGAUCUGCCCAAGAUGGAACUGCAAUUACCUGUGUAUGUACAUGCGUGGGUUAAUGUAUGUAUGUGUGUGUGACGCAGAAAUACACACAUACAUAUAUAGACCUGCAGGACAUUGUAAAACAUUAUCACAUGACAUCUUAAGUAGAAAUGAGAAGUAGGAACUUCUAUUCCAUCUUUUUUUUUUUUUUCACGUUUACAUUCUAAUUUUUAAACUUUGCUUUCCCUCUCCCCUCCUGAAUUGUUUUAUGUUGCAUAUAUCACUGCUCUAUAAGUUAUUUUUUAAAGUGAACUCAAAUGAUAAAUUCUUCUGAUUUUGUAAAUGUCUGCCAUUAUGGAUAGGAAUAAAACUGCUUAUAAGAGCUUUCAUUAACUUGUGUUUGAUACCAGUUACCCUGUGAAUCAUAAACUGUACUGUCUCAAGAAAUAGAAGAAAGCUCAUCUUAAUUUUUUUGGAGAAAUUUAAUAAUUUUCACCUAGUUUGGUGAUUUUUUUUUAUACUUUGCCUUUAAAAAAAAGAAGCACUGAAGGUUAUAUUUCUUCUUUAAUGGAAGCCUAAUAUCUGCAAUAUCUAUUUUAAAUGGAAGCCUGAAUUUGAUACAAGCUUCUCAGUUUAUAUAGAGUACUAUAAGGUUACUGUAUGCGAGCUCCAAUUGCUAUAGAAUCUAGCAAUAAAGUGUCAGGGCUUCUGCCCUUGGAAAUGAAUUUUCUAUUUAGCAUGAUCUUCCGUAGGGGUGGUAGCUAGAGGAAAUACAGUGGAGUCCUUAUUACCAAAACCUGUUCUAACAAUUUAUGUUUACGUUUCCCCUUUUCAGUAAUUCUCAACUAAAUCCUAACAAUCCGUGGUCCUGAUGACGAACAGUAUCUCCCAAGCCUAUUCAGAACAUCAGAUCACACUGGUACACGAAUUUACCCCCCAAACCUUUCAGUAAGCAGUCAGUUUUGUGAACCAAAAUGAGGGAGUAAACUUUUUAUGACUACUAUGCCUUGUGAGGGUCUUACCUUUCACCAUGAACAGAAGAGGCAAAAACAUCUAGGCCAUUUUAUAAGAUCAGUGUAUUAGACAUGAAAGCUGGGGGCAGAAUGGAGAAAAGGCAUAUGGUCUUUAAGGAAGAGCGUCUGGAAAUGGUCCCAAGUCUCCAGGCAAAGCUCUAAAACCAAGAUUACUGUAAAUAUAGUUCCUAGUGACUUCCAGUUCCCCCAUGAGAAUGAAAGCUUUCAGUUGUGUACUGGUCAAAAUGCUGAUCAGAAACAAGGGCUGCUCUACAACUGAUGCCAUAGACGAAAGCAAAGUCCCCACCUUGGACUUUGCCUAUAGAAGAGCCACUUAUAUAGAAAGAGCAGUUCUGAACAGAGUAUGUCCAUGCAGACUUUUAAGGGGAUAUUUUUCAUGAAUUUGUGCUGAACAAGUGUAUGUAGAGAGCUCAUUGUGAUGGUAGAUGCACAUAACUGGAUGCAUAAGUAGUACCAGAAUCUCUGAACUCAUUUUUAUUUUUAUAUAUGUAAUUUAUAUAUAUAUGAAAAUAAAAUCAUUUAACACUUUUUACUCUCUUGUUAGUGCUGUUCAAAGGUGAAACUCUUGGAGGCUUAAAAUUAUGUUAAAAUAUCAAAAAUUUUGGGAGCAUUGCUAUAUAGUAAUAAUAUCAUGAGCUAGAGAGUCAUUAUAUGGUUUUGUAGACUUUAUUCCCAGGAUUAUGGAGAUUUAAUUCAUUUGCUUAUCUUUGGAAAACAUUUUGUUGCUGUCUCAAAAUAUGCCAGGAGCCCCUACCAUUAAUUUGAAUUAUAAAAACAUAAAAUGAGAUCUAAUUUCCUGAGAUCCUUCAUGGUUGUCACUAAUAUCACUGGUUUCCGUGGUUAUGUGCCCAGUGCAGCCCAGCUUGUCCCAUAAAUAGUGCAAAGUCCAGGCAUCCUUGCAGCCUUCAUCUGACAUCUGUAUUAUCCUUGUUGGUAGCCUCUAAGGAGUAUUCUAGGACUGUUUUCUGCCCAGUUUCAGUCACACGAUGUCACUGCUCCUCGACUAAGGUAGAUGGAUAUGUCUGGACAUCCAGUGCCAAAGCCAUUCGUGCACAAGGUAAGUGUGCCCUUGAGUGAGCUCACGACCAGCAGGGUACAUCUGGGCCCUGCUGGGUGCCUCGAGGGGAGCCCCUGGGGCUCCUGCAUGCAAGCAGUGUGUCCAGUGGGCACCAAGAGCUGGCCUGGACAGCGUCAUUGACAUUGCAAGACUGGAGCAUCCCAAUGUGGCAAAAUUAAGCAGAAUUAAGGCUUAAUAUUAAUCAGACAUUCAAUUUAUUUUUUUUUCCUAAAUUUGGCAUUAGCUUCAAUAGUUUAGUGUACAGGCAUCUGUUGAAAAUAAGUCUGACCAUGAAAUUAAACCUAUGCAUAAAGCAGUACCCUUUAAAGGGAACUGCCAGCACAUUGAAUAUUAUUAUCAACAUACGAUAUCCCAAUUUAUCCUAAUCUUAUAUAUAAGAUAUAUAUCCUUUCGGGCACAUAUUUUUUUCUUAUGCAGUUCUUUUGAAUUCUAUGCAAUUUUUCUUUUUGCCAGCAUAUCAUUGUUUACCCUUUUAAUUUCUUUCCCAAACAGUUAUAUUAAAUUAAACCUUGUUGCAUUGAUCCUGCAGCAUUAAUAUCAGCAAAUACAUUGCUGGUCUCAAAAGGAACAGGAUUAGUCCCUGCUUCUUGUAGCCUGUAACUCCAUGCCCUGAUAUUGCAAGUUACAAAGUAUGUCCAGCACUUUUUAUGCCUACAGAGCCCCACAGAUUAGUGGGAUAACAAACGUGCAAGCUUGCAAAAUUUCAGAUUUGGGAGAUCUGAUUUAAUAUUCACAACACAUCUUAUUUUUAGAAUUUUAAUCAGAUAUAAAGAAACCUAAUCAUCUUGCUUUUUGUAGGGAACUCUUGCAUUCCUAUGCUUGCAUGCAUGGGGAAAGUUAUUUACGUGCAAAUUGAUAAAAUCAGGUGAUUAUGACCAUGCAUAGGUUCUGGAACUGAACCAUUAGAAAACAAUUGUACAUGCUAAAUGGUCAACUUAUAAAUUACAAAUAUCCCAUUCUUCUUAAAAUUUUCAUAGAGCUUUUUGCUUGUGCAUUUGUUUUCUCUCUUUUGCUUAUAAAUCCUUGCAGGAUUUCAUCAUAAACAGGAGUAUUAAUAUGGAAAGAAAGAUUAUUUCCAAGCACUGAUUUUAUAUUUCCACUUAUGUUUCUAAUGCACUAGAUAUCAAUGUGUAAUGUAACUGCUGUUUAUAUCUAUCUUUAUGCAACAGCAUUAUUGAUAAUGGCAGAACCUGUCCAGCUCUGGGAGGAAUGUUACAGUAAGUGGUGCCAGCUAGUUUUCCUACACCCUCUUUUUAUAGAGAUUUCUCACUUUCAUAUAGAAAUAAAUAGAUCAUGAUUCUGCCGAUGUGUCUUUCAGGCAAAGUUAAAGGAAGGCUUUUUUAAAAACAAGUGAUGAAAUCUUAGAAUAGCAGAAACAGGGGGAUAAUGGGUCUCUCUAAACCAUCAGAACUCUGGCAAAAAUUGUGGCCUUGGCAGAUGAAGUUGGGAUUCACUUGUGCAUUUCACAGUGAAGUUGGUAUUUUAGCUGGUAUCUCUCACCCAUGAGAAAGGAGCAUUCGUACACAGUUUUUGUCUCCAUGUCUAAGUCUUGCACAGACAAGAAUGGGGUUUAGGACGAGGAAGAAGCUGUAUGAAUCACUGCUAAAGCAUGUGGCCUGACGUGCAUUAAAGAAAUACCUGGUACUUGCAUGUAUGGACUGCAUUAUUUUCUUAAUUGUCUGAGCAUGAGGAAGAAGUGCAGCUGCACUCAAUGCUUGCUGAGUUGGUGCAUGCAAAAGACAUGGCAACGACAGUGAGCCAUGUCUUUGAUGUGCUGUGGGCUGCCCAAAUAUGCCCCAGCUUGCCUUGGGGUGACUGGCAUCAACAAGUGACAGCCAAGUCCCCCUGGGAGUCCCCAGACACCAGACCUGCAUGUCACCUUGUCAGGGAGAAUACCAACCUCCAGACUUAACAGCCUGCUCCACUCCUGAAUUCCCAAAGCAUGAGGUUAAAUGUCCCGUGUCCCACCACCAGUCCUCUGGAAACAUCUGGCCCGCACUCUCCUUUUAAAAUGCAAGGAGAGAGAUGUAGGCUAAUCAUUUAUCUUAAAUAAUUCAACUUGGGAAGAAGUGAAUAGAGCCUAGCUUCUUUAUGGAGAGCAAUUCGGAAUCACUGCAUAAGGGCUGCUUCAUGAACUGGCCAAAAAUCAUUUGAAUUUUCCCCUGUUCUGUGGUUAGCAAAUGAAAUACUACAUGUAAAGAGGAUUUGGAAUUAGAUGGGUAAUUUAAUGAGGGACCAGCUGUUACAAUAUUCAGUGUUGAACAUUUUACUUUCCUAGUUGAAAUGAAUUUUCAGCUGAUAAAUGUUGCACUGAUUUCUACUUCUCAAAUCAGUUAAAUAUUUUUGACUUUUAUCUCCUGUUCUAGUGAGCUCUGAUCCUUUGUUGUUGUUGCUAAAUACGGACUGAAUUCUUCAGGAUUUGACUGUAUACAUUUCCAUUUGGAGAAUGUAAAAUAGAGUUUAACAAUACAUCUAUAUACAUUUAAAAGGACAGGUAAAUUAAUUUUUUUUUAAUUCACUUUUAGUGAUGAUCUAAUACAGCUUCUGUCCCAAAUGUGCUUGGGUUUGGUUGUGCCCUCAGGAUGGGAACCCUGGUUAAGCAUAUCUGUUACGUAAAAACCCCCAAACCUCUUUCAACAGUGACAGCUCAUUUCUAUUCAAACUGAUCAUGCUAUGGAACUAAUUCAGGAUGUUACGAUACGCAACAACAAUAAAAAUUCAGUACGCUCAAAUAUAAAUGAGUUAGAUUUAAAUUUUAUUUUGUGCAGCUUCCUUUACUUUCCAGACAUUAUUGGCUCUGUGCUACAAGCUGCUGUUCAUGCCAGUUGUUCUACUGAAACUUUGAUGAAACCACUCACAUAAUGUCAUUUUUCUUGUAGGAUUUCACCCUAGUCUGUGUGAAAUUUGUCUGAGAUGUGACGUUAUUUUGCAGAUCUAUAAACUAUGGAGAAAAAUAAAAAGGAUCUGCUGAAAUUACCAAAAUGUUGUUUCAACACAAAGCACAGAGGGAAAAGUCCAUAUCUAAAUUACUGAUGUGAGUGCAUGCAUAGAAGUUGUCUGCCAGAGCUGUCAUCUUGAAAACAAAUUACAGUAACAAAUUUAGAGAAGAUAAGCAGACUGUCUACUCAGCAGUUAAAAUUCUGAUCCUGCAAACACAUUCACAUUGGUUUGAAAUAAAGCCUACACAUGCUUAAUUUUAAGCAGAUUUAACAAUACAAGUAAUAUCCUUCAGAAGAGUGGGACUGCUAAUAUGCUAAAACCAUGCUUGAGUGUGGACAGUCUAGAAGCUCAAAUUAAGUCUUCCCUGAGCAAACAUUUUAUCUUAUUUUAUGGAUUUUACCAGUGCAGGAACAUGUUUGUGUACUGAUAGUACUGAUAUGUGGAACAGAUUUGGCUUUCUUCUGUUUCUUAUUUUAUUACAGCAUUGUUCACUACUAAAUAUUAAAUAUUUUUGUGAACUUGUCCUUUCAUUUUGUUUUCAGUUGUGCAGCCAUAAUUUCCCUCAAUAUACAGCUAACAGCUUUGCAAUUUUAGUCCAAACAUCUGUUUGGUCACUGUUUUUCAUCUAAGCUUAAAAUAUGUAAGAAAACCUCUUAUGUAAUGGGAAAACUUGCCAUAAAAAUAAAAAGGGUUUUCUUGGGUACUUGUUUUCACAUUUAAUUAAAAAAAAAAAAAAAAAAGUUUUUCAGUUGUAAUUUGAAAUGGUCACUUUCUAGCCACUAUUUAAUAUCUCUGUGCAAAAGAAAUUGAGAAAAAUUGCCCCUUCUUCUUCUUCUUUUUUUUUUUUUUUUAAUCCAUUUGAAUUCAUCAUAAGUAAUAGUUGAAGGGCAUGAUUUUGGGGAAAUCAGAUAAAAACAAGAUUUACUACCUACCUGCUAUGAAUAAUACAGCUGGCCUUUGUGUUGAAAGCUCCUUCCAUGUCCCCAAAAGUGGAUUGCCUAACAUUUGAUACAUACAGCUUAGUAACAGCCUGAUACCCAAAGAGUUGCCCCACUCAUAUCUUCCGUGCUCAGCAUCCCAUGGGUGGCCCAGUGGCCCCCUUGACCGGUCGGGAUGCUUGGGGUUGGCAUUUUGGAGAAGAGCAACCGAGCGGGCAGACAAGCAGGCUUGUGCAGGGUCUGGACAGCACAUGGUGUUGGUGUGCAACCUGCUGCAGAUCGUCUGGCAGGUAGGCCCGGGGCUCCCUUAGGAUUUUAGUACUGGAACAAGAGUCUUGGUUUUCCUAAGAGAGAAUACUGGCAGCUUAGCACCAGUUUUUGGAAGGAAAUGGUACAGAACUGGUUUUGUUUGCUAGAUGGCACAUUUCCUCAGCAGCUUGGGCGUACUAGGAACCAAGACAAUAGGAUUUGGAAGUCCAGUUUGUUACAGAGAUACGCACAGCUCAUCAGAGUAGGAGGGAAUUACUACAUGGCCAAACCCACGUUUGUCCCUGUAGGGCGAGACCAUUGGUAGUCCCUUUCGAUGCAAAGAUUACCACAGUUCUUUGCAUCGAAAGCCACGAGGAGCUAAAUCAUCCACUGGAUGAGCGGGAUAUUUGUAGGCUUUAUUUCUGUUGUUUAAUCUUCGCGUUUUCUCCCCUCUCAUUUGGAUUUUUCCAUUAAAUGUACCAUGCCAGAUGUUUGCACAAAAACAAGAACAAUUUGCCCAAUAAACAUACAGGAAGUUGCUCGCAUCUGUAACAAGAGUCCUACUAUAGAGCAUUUAUUUCAUUAUAGACAUUGUGGCUGCGCAAGAUCCUGAGAGCUCUUAGCACUAGACAUUAGGAAAGUUAACAUCUCACAGGCUUAUUAUGCAUUAGACAAGAUGAUUUCCAGCAAUGACAUAAAAUAGCUUGAAACAGAAGUUGAUGUUUGCCAUGCAGAGUAGAGGAAAAUAAAAUCCAAAUAGAGCCUAUGUAAUUGAAGUAGGAGAUUACUAAGGCUAUAAUUUACUAGGAGGAUCUGAAAAGUGUGUUAACUGGCAAUAAGCUUGCCAGCAGCAAACAGCAACAAAACGGGUGGCGAGGACGCCGUGGUUGCUCUCAUGGCUGCCCUGCAGGAUGGAUGGAUGCUUGGUCUGAACAGGCUGCAGGCAAGGGACUCAUGUUAUGGGUGGCACAGUGCGAGUGCCCUUCCAGUGGGUGGCAAAGGCCAUCCAAACAGAGAACAUCCAACAGCUUAGCAGGAAAGAUGAGAGGCGUUUGCCACAUUGCCAUCUGAAAACAAGAUAUUCAGAAGCUGGUAUAAGCUGUUCCCAGAUCUAUUCUCAUUUUGCUAAUUAACUUCCAGUUUUGUUUUCAUUUACAUUCACAUUAAGAGUUAAGGAAGAGAAUACAAAUUCCUAAAUGAGCCCUGAAAUACCAGAGAUGGAAGGGUGGCAUCAGCACAGUGUAAGCUGGAGCUUUCUGCUAGUUGAGAAUCAAGUAACUUUAAAUAUUAGCAUAUUUUCAGGACAAAAAAUAACCCAUAUAAGAAAGCAUUUUGGUCUUGCAGUGGUUGUUUGAGAAGUGUAUACCAACAUGCCCUGUAUGCUUAAAGAUAAAUUGUGAGGGCAUUUUUUGUGGCAAGUAUCCCCUUGCAGAAAUGUCGGACUACAUCUAUUUUGUGCAUGUUUGCCUAAAACCACAAAAACAGAACAGUUAUUUAUGGGUUGCAUUACAUGCAAUUGGAAAACAUUUAUUUCUGGUGAAGAGAGGAGGAAAAUUGGGUAGCUGAUGUGUUAACAUGUUUAUGUGAAUUACUUAAAGCAUUGGUAAACUGCUGUCAACUUUGUUCACAUUACACACGUACUCUGUGUGGGCGACUGCUGACAUUAUAACCCCAGUGACCCAUGCAUAGUCUGUAAAUUCCUGUAGGUUCUGUGUAGGAAACCUUGUCACCAUUGCUCAAUGCUGUAAAUUCGUGUUCUGAAACAAGAAGGUGGCGGGGUUGUGCAGCCGUGUGUAUUGUAUACCACAACAAACAGCACCUGUUCUGUCAUCAAAACUUGCUGUUCACGUCCAGUUAAAGCUCUGUUAAGCACGCUUAGUGGUUUCAGAACAUAAUUCAAGCAGCAGAUACACAAGUUGUUAGCAGGAAUAUUAAAUAUAAUGCGUGAUGAGAGAACCAGGCCCAGUCUGUAGCCUGUCAGGCGCAAGUAGGCCACGGGUGGCUGCAGCUGGGCACGUCUCGUGAGCCCGAGCAGGCCGCGGGCUGUGCUUGCAAGCUGCAGACAGGGAUGUCAUGCCCAGCAGGCAGGGACAGCCUAGCUUUUCCUCCAGUGUCUCUUCUUAAAGCUUCUGCUUUGGUGCCAGGACAGAAACCCAGCCCCAGCACGUGCAGCGAUCAGGAAGCGCGCUCUCUGCUCUGUGUCCUUGUCCCCAGAUGCCACAGGCUUUACGUGAGGCAGUGUUUUAAGGAGAAUUUAAUUCUUUGUUUACUGAGAAAGAAAAAUAACCCAACUCUGAAUUCUUUUCUAUUGGUAUUUUAUGAUGCACAUCAAAGGCCUGAAAAUAUGUAUGUGUUCUUUGCUGGUUCCUGACAUCAGAAAUUCAAAUCCUGUCUAGACGGAAGGGCUUUGAGAUGAUGGGAAAAAGAAUGAAAAACUGGCAACACAACCUGAGAAAGUUGAAGGGGAUUUUUGGAUCAUUUCAAACUCUGUCUUAGUGGGUUUUAUUGAUAGUUUAAAUAACUUGUCUAACCUUUUGAAUAAAGGCAGUCUUUGUUAGUGACUUUGCACCUUAACCCAUUCACAUAAAGUUGAGUACUUGAAAUGAGUGUUGCUAGCACAUCCAAGCCAACCUGUUUAUAAAGUCUGAAUAUUUCUAAUGCCAAAAAUAAAUGUUUAAGGUGAAUAAAUAGAGAACAGGACAUAAUCCCGAUUAAAGAGGAGUAUUUUCUGGUCACGUACAAACAACUAGGCAGGUGUGUUUUAGACAGAGAUGGACUUUCCAUAUCGUAAGUGAAACUAAUAUUCCAACUCCAGUCUUUAGAAGUAAAAGGAACCUCAGAAAUUUUCCAAAUAAACAGGAAUUAAAUUUUCCAAUCUAAAUACUGAUAUAGAAAAUACAUAUAAAACAGGAUGCUGCCCCUGACCUAAAACAUUAAUACUGAUAGUAUUUGGGGUCUCACAAAUUCUGUAUAUUUCAACAUAUCUGUAUUCCUCCUUAAGCAAGUGCUUCAUCUCCAUUAUUGAUAGUGCAAAGAGCUAAUCCAUGCCAUACCAGAACAGUUCAAAAGCAUAGCAACACAAAAUUCCCGCAGUAUUAUAAAUAUACAGAUGUGUGUGUUAUGUUAGGGCAAGUAAUCACCCCAGCCACAAACUUCUUUAGUCCCUUUGCGUGACUUUCAAAAGCAUCUUCUUGGAUCGUUUCAGAAGGGCAGCAGGCUGUGCUGAUGAGAGGUCCAAAAAGCUGCCUGACAAUGGUCCCUUUCCAAAGGGUACAGGGUCUUGCAUUGAGGGGUCAUAACAAUUCCAGUUGCAGCCCUUAGGAGCAGUUGUACCAUGCGUACAUCUUAACCUGAAGCCUUUUUGGUGUCAGAAAACCGACCUGCACCUGAAGGCCUCCCUUCUUUAAAAAUCCUUUUUGAAAUGUCCAGCUGUUUUCCACAGCUGUUAAGCUGCUGAGAGGUUUGGUGGGAUUAGUUCUGUUGUACCAAGAUAAAACUCUGUGUGCCCUUGUAUACACAGAAAGCCUCCCCCCCAGGGAGGUGCCGCUGAGAGCCAGUCUAGCACCCAGAAUCUCUGGUGUCUGGAGAAGCCUCCAUGUCUAAGGACCAAACACAGAAACAAGGUGAUAAAAUCAAGCUUCUUUGUUUUAUCUUAAAAAAGUUCCUGGCAAGACUGGGGAGCUGCAAAGAAAUGGAUUGUAUGGGUCUGUGACCACAAAGCAUUAUCUGGGUUGGAGCCUCAGACAGUGCUAUUGCAGACUGUUGGGUAAGCGUAAAUUUAUACCUCUAUACCAUGCUUGUUUCUGUUCCACACUGGCCUGAUUCAUCCUACCCUCACUUCAGCUGCUUAAAAAUUAUCAGCCUCAGCAAAUUGGGUUUCCUCUCAAAGUUACAGGAGGGGCAGAAGCAGAGAUGCCUUCAGAAGAUUGUACGAUGGCAUCCAUCACCUUCUCCAUUGAUAUCUCCUGCAUGCUUUUAAGAGCAUACCAUUAGGUGGAAUGAUUUCAGGGUUUUUAUACUUUGCUUCCCGUCCUUGGACAAGGCUCAAAUGAGCAGGAAUAACAAGCUCCUGAGAAUCUGAAUCCAUGUGGCUUCCAGAUGAGUUUCUAAAUCCUUCAGUCUCAAACAUGAGAUUUUUGCCCUAUAGUUUGGUAUUCUCUCCUUCUGUACUUCUUUUUUUUUUUUUUUUAAAUAUAAACAGGUGUAACUUGAAUUAAGUUGUUUGAACAUUUCUGGAAGUUUUACCCCUGCCUAGAGAUUCUAGCCUUUAUUUGUUAAAUGGGCUCUCUCAUUCUUUGUCUGCACUGAUUCAUUCAUUUAAAGCAACAUAUGAAGAAACCAUUGCAUAGAUGAAUCAACACCAGCAAUAGCAUAUGCUGCUUUUAAAUUCAGCUGUGAGGUUGUAACUAAGAUAUUAAUGUAUAUACUUUCUAGGAAUGACUAGGUUCCUUUCCUAAGAGCUUUCAGGAAUGAAUCUAGAAGCUCCUAAUUUAGGAUUGUGAAAAUUCAGGUAGUAAUGGCAGUUUAUGGGGAUUUUUUGUAAGCUUUCUGUAAAUGUAUAUAAUUUCACAUGCUGGUUUGGAGAUAAGGAAAGUACCCAGUUUCAGAUAGGCCAGGUCUUUGAAGACAGCGUUACUGUCUGGGUUAGCAAAGCCCAUCUAGGUUCCACCUCAGGCUCAUACCAUACACCUACUUUAUUCUCACCCAACUCAGUAUCUUUCUUCAUUAACCAUGCAUACCAAAUCAUAACAAUUGUACCAAUUCUUGUUGCAAGCUGAGGAAGAGCUGAGGUUUAAAAAUACAAAUGUUGAGCUUGGCACCUUUUCACCUUCAUGAAGUGUCCACAUUCUCUCCGCUGGGCCUCCAAAGAGUGGCUCGCUCCAAAGUUGCCGUAUAAAUUCAUCACACAAAAGUAGGUGAAAUUUAUUUUUUAUAUUUUAAUGAGUCUAACAGCAGCGGUAUUAGUAUGUUUGCUAUAUUUUCUGAGUUGUGAGUCAUUCAGUGUUGAAAAUGAUAUGCAUCUUGUGUAGCUAUGAGUAGAAAAUUUGAGAAAUGCUUUUUAUGAUAUGCUAGUACAAUCCCUGCUCUGCUGUUCAAUAUUUUAAGUGCUGAACUAAACCAAAAUAUUAUUUUCAAGAAUUACCCUAGCCUCAUCCCUGCAUGAAAAUGGAUGUGAAUUUCCCGUUACUGCUUCUGGGUCUUCAGUGAUUUCUGGACCAAGAGUAAAGCAGUGGCAGCGGGAAAGGUUACUGUGGUAGCCACUUACGGACAACUUUUCAGAUGCAUACCAUUCUGUCUGUCGCCUGAUAAUAUUCCAAUUUUCCCGUGGAUCACCAUAUUCUUGAACAUCUUGAUGGGUUUUGUCAGCCAUGGAGGAGAUGUGGACAAGCUUAGCACCCAGAAAGUGUAGAAAUGUAGCAAGUGAUGAGCUAUCUUCUCCAGCAAGCAUUUAUUUUUAGUGCUUAACUUUCAAGUAACGUUUAUAUUUUCAGUUAUAUUUUAUCAUUCAGUAUCUUGAGGUGGUUUGAGCAAAAAUAUAUGAAUAUAUAUAAUUUACAAGAAAUAUAGGCUUGUAUUGUGCCUUUGUAAUUCUCUUCAGCUUCAGUAUCUAUAAGCUAUGAGCGGACAAACCUUUGGGGUAUUCUUUACUACAUAGUAGCUGAUGGCUUCAUUAAUACUGGCUAUUUGAGUCUUCUGGGUCUAAUGUUUAUGUUUUCCCAGGUGAAAACGCCAUAGUGUUCUCCACCAGACAUAAGCACAAUGACAUAUCACUGCAAUGCAUGCCGUCUCUUAGCUUCUCUCUACAUGUGCUUGCAUGUUGAAAAUUUAGAAAUGCUGCUGUAUAAAUUGCUACCUUGUUUAUCCAAUACAGGUGUUUUUCUGCAUCCCUUGUUUGCUUGAAACUCCCAUUAACUCGAAAGUUAUCAUUGGCUUGAAAGGGAGUUGUGGAUGCACAAAGGAUGCAGGGAGCAACUCUUCGGUAGUUUACAGGCUGCUGUACAUUAAUGUCUUCUCAGCAAAGAAAUGUAGCAUUAGCAGUGACUUCCUAGUGAAAACACUGAGCGUGCUUAUCACUUAAGAUUUUAGGAAAAAGCGUCAGACUGUGUAAUUGUAUCUCAUCUAACUUUGACACCUAACCAGUAACAUUUGAUGAGGUAUGAGCCUCACUUUUAACUACGUUUGAUCAUGAUGUACCAACCAAUGCAGAACUGAAAGGUGAACAGCCAUGUUUUAAUAUCACAGCUACACAAGAAAUCACAGUUUUCACGAGGUUCUGUUCUGAUUUUUGUUUCCUUAUCUCUAAAGCAUUUUCACCGCAGAAGUAUUUUUCCAUACAGUUACCUGAGGCUUCCUUUCACCAACCAAAACAGUCCGUAGCCUUCUACACUGUGAAAGGCAAGCUCUGUGGAGAAACAUGGGCUUUGCGCUUGCCCAGCAAAUUAGCAGAAAAUUUCAUCCAAGCCAUAAAAGCCUUUUAUGUUAUUCUGUGUUUGUGUAAUCAAAGCAAUUAGGGAUAGGAGCUUCAGGAAUAAAGAGGUCUCUCUAUCCUCCGUUUUACUCUCUCUCUGUAAUUCGUAGGGAUUUAAGAGUUAUUUUCUCAAGGCUCAGCUGUGCCUCUCUAAACCAGCACAGUCUACGCAUCAUGUGAGAUUCAAUUUAUGGGGAUAACAUUUGAACACGUAAGAUUUACUUUUCAUAGCAAGGAGUAAUGUAUGUCCUUUUGGACAUGGACACUUGCAAACAAGUCUGAUACCAAGAAUAAAAAUUCAAGAUGGUACCAGUACAUCAGACUCUGUACUACAGUGGGUUUUUUAGCUUUUGUCAUUUGUAUUUUAUUUUGCAGGAGAGGAGCUGGGGAAUCUCAGAUCACAUGGGGGAUUUUAGAAGUAUAUCACUCAACAAUCAUUUUAUAAAGUCUAACUUCAAAAUGCACUAUGAUUUAUUACAAAAAUAUAUUUUCUUCUGUUUGCCGACAUGGUUGUUCCAUUUUGUGAUAAGUUAAACUAAGCAGUUAAUUUGUUGCACUGCCUAGCUGCAUGAAUUCAUCCAGUGUACGUAUGUACCUGUGCAGCAUUACUUUGGGUUUUGUAUUUGAAUUUGCAGUAUUGAUUAUUAUUUUUGUAUUUUACUUUGCCUCUGUUAUUGGAAUUGUAGUAAACAUAAUUUAUACAUAUGAUUUUACAACUGUUUUGCAACUGAAAAGUCUUCUUUAAAUUGUAAAGUUUUAUUGAUGGAUACUCAUUAAAAUGGUAUAAGAAUUAUAUUAACAAUUGUUUUGUGUUUUGAUGCUCUCUGUACAUAAAUAUAUGUCUAUUUAUCUGUUUAAUGGUGCUUGUGUCUUGCAAUUUUGGAUACAUUUUAGAAUAAAGUUUCAUUUUACAAGAA
Anas platyrhynchos (mallard) is the source of this 15094-nucleotide messenger RNA. Lineage: Eukaryota; Metazoa; Chordata; Aves; Anseriformes; Anatidae. The record is from RefSeq and is a predicted model, not a curated record.